Acanthochromis polyacanthus (spiny chromis) is the source of this 3075-nucleotide messenger RNA. It is a transcript of the gene cipca, whose product is annotated as CLOCK-interacting pacemaker a. The record is from RefSeq and is a predicted model, not a curated record. The transcript has 4 exons. Gene Ontology annotation, biological process: negative regulation of circadian rhythm; negative regulation of DNA-templated transcription. Bases 156 to 1232 code for a protein of 358 amino acids. Gene Ontology annotation, cellular component: nucleus. NCBI's taxonomy places the organism in Eukaryota, Metazoa, Chordata, Actinopteri, Pomacentridae.
UUACUGAGGGCGCAGAGUCAAAAAUAGCAAGUAGGUAAUAGGCGUAGCUAACGUUAGCUAUACCAGAGACGUGUAGCUAUAACUACAGGAAUAGUACCAGCGUUUAAGACAAUAUAAACGGAUUUUCAAGCGAGCAAAGUAUUGAAGACGUCAGCAUGAGCAGCUUUAGUAGACCAGACAGACACAGGGCCCCGCCAUUCACCAGGGCACCACAGCUUGGAAUGUCCAAGCAUGACCUAGAAAGAGACUCAGGCUUCUCAGAUGCCAGCUCUGAGUACCUCAGUACGGUCGAACUGACUGACUCUGAGGAAACAGGAAGGAAUGGGUCACUAGUUGGCCAGGAACCAGCCGGCCCGCAGGUGGCUGUGAUGGGAAGCUCAUAUGCUGGACUGUCUCCAAUGAUCAUCAUGAACAACUUUGUGUUGAAGCAGCCACCACCCAUGGCUCCAGCAGAAAAACAGUGGGGGUUUCCUUCACCCUUGGAUGUGAUGCCCCAGUCACAGGUGGUUCUUCUUCAACCCAUGGUAUCCAAUGGCAACAGCAGCUCUCCUCCUAAGGCCAGUGCUGACAACGCAAGACAAUCAAAAAGCUACAUGCCCAUCCUCAAGUCAUAUCCCAGAAUCGCCCCACACCCUGUGGACACACCCACUAAGAGAGUGGGAUCUUCGAGGGUGAGGGGUAGUCCAACAUCAGGAUCUGACCAACGACAGAGGAGGCACCAUCAUGGCCACAGGCCCUAUAGCUCCCCCAGCCCGCUGCCGGCACUGCAGACGACAGCUCAGCCCAUCUCCAACUUUGAAGCAGCAACCAGCCAAGCACAGGCAGCUGAGAGUCAGGAGCAGCUCGCUAACAAGCCUCUGUCCUCACUAGCAGGAACCAGCUCUCUGCUCUCCUACUCAGAUGAAUUUAGGAUUGUAACAGACAGCAACACGAUGCUUGAUGACAAAUACCACGAUGCCGUUUCGAUGCACAGCAACAAACUGAAACGUUUCAGCAAUACCUAUAACAUUCUCAACAAGUCCGGCUUGCUGGGGAUUACCAUGCGCACAAAGCAGCUGAUCAAGGAGAAUAAGCGUACCCAGGGCCAACUGCAGCAGCUCCAGGAGCAGACGGCUCUGCUGCUGGAGGCUCUGAGCAGUGGAGACCCACAGCUCUGGACUAAACUCCAGCUCUCUCUACACAACACAGAGAAGGAACAGUGGGGGGCUAAUGCCCAGAGAGUCCUGGCUUAAUUUGUGGACAUGACCAGCAGUUCUGAAUCCGGAUGCAGGAGGAUCAGUCAGAAGGUUCUGAGGUGAUGUAGUGAAUGUGAUAAAUCAGUUAAACUAAACUGUAUUAGGAGCUUUUACACUUUGAUCUGAGCGUAUUAGUCGUAAAUCGUCAGGAACUCAGAAACAUUUAGAACUGCUGGUUUGCUUUGAAGCUGAAGCACAUCCACAAUUACAACGUGGGAGUUAAGAAGCAUGCUUGUGUUUCAAACCCUUGCCUAUAAUGAAUUUUCUUGCCUCUGCUGUUUCAGAAUAGCAAGUAUCACUUGCAAUAGGGCUAUGGCUUCUAUACAUGAAACUCCUAAUCAACAUUUACGCAUGCCUUACAGCACACAUGAAGACACAUGGGGUGAUUUCCUUAUACAUGCCAGGAAUGGUAUGGCUAUAGAGAGGAUAUGAGCAUAAUUUGUACCUUUUAGAUAAAAUAGAAAACCUGAUGGAUACACGUCCAUCAUGCAUCCUUAAUCAAGAGGUCAGUGUCUCGUCAGGACUUUCUAUAUUCUUUAUUUCUGAAUUGGAGCAGAUGCCUUCUUUGUUAUUAAGUGUUUAUAGUGAAGAAAGGGUCACAGUGAGACUUCAGAAGGCUUGCUAAAGCGUAACAUAGAUUUUAUUUUUUCUAAAUAUAAUUUUAUUAUUAAUUGUCAGUAUUAUUUAUUUGUGGUAAUGUUUCUGACCAAGAUUAAAGCUGUGUGAAUGAUGUAAACAAAGCAAGUUUAUUGUAAGGAUUUUGCCAGUUAAGUGAACUUCUCUGAAAAGAUGCCUACAUACGAAUUAGCGAAAGCUUAAAUUGUAGCAAGUGAAGUGCUGUAGCCAUAUAUUUGUCUUGCCUUGGGUUGGGCUCUGUUGCUGCCACGUUCAUUCCUCCUGUAGUUUUAUGCUCAAUAUGAUGUAGUACUGAUUGGAAGUUUAAGACAAAGAAAUAACACCUAAAUGUUUUGGUUUAGUUUCAUAUUACAAAAUCUUGCACUUUAGACAAAAGGUUACUGACUUGUUUUUCUAAAUGAGCAUUAUGGCUUGAUAAAAUAAUGUGAAUAUUAACGUCUAUCUGGAUGCCUGUGCCUUUAAAUGUGUUUGUCUUCAUAUCAGUGCUUGAGCAGCUUAGAUUCAUGUAUUUCUUUUUAGGCAUCAUGUUGAAGAGAAAGCUGAAUGUAUUUAAGGGUCUCCAAAGAAUAAAUGUCCCUUUUUGAAAUUAUACAACAAACCAUUAAGAACUCGGGGUUGACUGAUGUUUUUCAGAGCUAAUAUUAUUUGUAAUCAAUAAUACAAACUGCAAAAGAAAACUUCACAUUUAUCCUUCAGUUCUGAUGUAAAUACAGACUGCAUCUACUUUGCUUUAAUGCCAGUGUUGUGCAUUUUAAAAUAGUUUUAUUUUGGGGGGUGAAUUGUUGCACGAUGAUGCUGACAGUCAGACAAAUGCAUUUGAUUGGAUCUGGGAAAUAAUCAGUCGACUCCUAUGAGAAGCAAUUUAAGUCUUAAAUGGUUGAGUUUUAAAUGAAAGUCCAGGCACCUUGUUUUAUUUGUUGCUACUAUUGUAAUAUUUUGUAAUUAUUAGUCACUGUAAACUAAGAAAUAAUGAAAUAAUUUCUUUUGAUUUUAAGUUAAUGUUUUGUUUUUAACAUUGCAAAAGGGUCGUGAUAAGAAGAUUACAUUUCUGAUCAUUUUUUCCUGUUAAUGUAAAGUGUGCUUUCUGUAUCUCCAACAAAAAUCACUCACUUAAACUGUUCUAAAACUUCGCAGACCCUUUCCUUUUGCUCAUCUAUUGCACUUUUCUAGCUCAGAAUGUGUCAUUAUUAAAGAAAAAAAGUAA